AUGAUGGCUGGAUCCCACGCGCUGCGUCUGUACCGCGCGAUCUUCGAGACGUCUGCGCGCUUCCCGCCGCUCAUGGCCAAGAAGAUCCGCUUCAACGCGCGCGAACUCUUCCGCCUCCGGCGUCACGAGACGAACGCGGCCCGAUGCAAGCGCUUCGUCGCCGACGGCUGGGCCGACGUCGCGACACUGGAGACCAUUGCGUCGUCGCCGCUCCUGCGUGCAAUCGACCGCAAGCCGCCCGUCGCGUAA
Saprolegnia diclina VS20 is the source of this 249-nucleotide messenger RNA. RefSeq lists its product as hypothetical. The transcript has a single exon. The record is from RefSeq and is a predicted model, not a curated record. Lineage: Eukaryota; Oomycota; Saprolegniomycetes; Saprolegniales; Saprolegniaceae. The coding region runs from base 1 to 249 and encodes 82 amino acids.